Dufourea novaeangliae is the source of this 1147-nucleotide messenger RNA. RefSeq names its product peroxisomal membrane protein PEX16 (gene Pex16). The record is from RefSeq and is a predicted model, not a curated record. Gene Ontology annotation, cellular component: peroxisomal membrane. The transcript is spliced from 6 exons. The coding region runs from base 131 to 1138 and encodes 335 amino acids. Gene Ontology annotation, biological process: peroxisome organization. Lineage: Eukaryota; Metazoa; Arthropoda; Insecta; Hymenoptera; Halictidae.
GAGCCAAUAGUGUUUCUUCGUGGAAGCGUAGAAAAUACAGUGCUGUUGCACGUUACACGUCGAUGGUUCAAGGUUAAUUAGCAUUGAUCAUUGAUGACGUUUCGUAAAAUUUUGACAAGAAUCGAUAAUAAUGGUGUUUGACAAAUUAAAUACUUCCGUGUUGAAGAUCAUCGAACCGUAUAGAAAAUGGGCCAUAGAAAAUCCAAAGUUACUGACGGAUUUGGAAGAAACAGUCCAAUGUUUAUCUUACUUCACAGCUGGUCGUUUCAAUAAUUCUACAUUGACAUCGGAGCUUAUUUAUUCCCUAUCGAACCUGAUAGUACUGUGCAAUGAUUUGUUGAUGUGCAGUGGAAAAUGUUUGCAUUUAAAGUUUCCCCAAUUCAAGUCGAAGAUCAAAAUUUGGCUGACUGUCGUGGAAUAUACAGAAACUCUGUUCGAGAUAUCUGCUAAAAAGAUAUGGGGACCAUCUGGAAGAUGGUUUAUAGUCAUUGUAAUACAAGUGUUUAAGACUGUGUUACGAUUAUUAUUGAUACAUGUGUACAAAGAAAAGGUAAUAAAGAGUCCUCCAUUGAAGCCACUUAAUAGAAAUCAGUUGAACGAGUCUGACGAGGAGAAGUUGAAAGAAGGAUUUACACUAAAACGAUCGGGCACUGUUGUCAGGAGUGUAAGGGGUUCAAAUUCAACACACAUGCGCACAUGGGAACCUCUGUCGUCUAAUGUUAAGGAUAAUCUGAACAGUUCACCUGUGUCAGAAAGAAACAUCGCUUUAGCAGAGAGUCUGUAUGUCAUGAAACCACUGUUCCACUUGGGCUGUAUAUCUUUAACUGGGGAGAAACAGUGGCCACCAUGGCUAUUAUCACUAGCCAUUGAUCUGUUUAGUUUAAAAAUAUUCAAUAAGGAAGUCAAGAAAGCUGUUUCGCUUAGUAAAGAGGAUGAACGAGAAUUAUACAAAAGAAGAUUGGCUCUGUUGCUUUACAUUUUGAGAUCUCCGUUCUACGACAGAUGCAGUCGUACUAGAAUAUACGCGAUCCUUACUGCAUUAUCCAAUAACGUGCCCCUUGCUAAGUUUAUAGCAGAGCCAAUAAAACGAUAUCUUCCACAUUGGCAGAGCACAUACUUCUAUGUGUGGUCGAGGUAACUGGAACUA